Molecule: messenger RNA, 693 nt
Organism: Chrysochloris asiatica (Cape golden mole)
Lineage: Eukaryota; Metazoa; Chordata; Mammalia; Afrosoricida; Chrysochloridae
Gene: TMEM126B
Product: transmembrane protein 126B
Exons: 5
Coding region: 1-693 (230 amino acids)
Biological process (GO): mitochondrial respiratory chain complex I assembly
Cellular component (GO): mitochondrion
Source: RefSeq, a predicted model, not a curated record
AUGGCGGUGCUCGGGCGUGGAGCUGGAACUGAGCUGGGGAAUGUAGGUGUGGUGCCGGUGGGAGCUGGGGAUGCGCCCAAGGACAUCAAGAUGGCAACAUAUACUCAUGGUCAGCCCAAUUCUUUUCUAGAAGAUGCAAAAUUCAGAAGGCCAGCGGUCAUUGAAAUUAUAGAAAAAAAAAUUGAAUAUCUUAGAAAAGAAAAAACUUUAAAUAUAUAUGGAUCAGUAUUCCUUGGAUCAACAGCUGGUUUUUCUGGAAUACUGGCAAACUUCAUUUUCAGAUACUGCUUCAAGGUUAAGCAUGAUGCUUUGAAGACGUAUACAUCAUUGACUGCACUUCCAUUUUUAUCUACUGUAGUUACUUACAAACUCUUUGUAACGGAUGCUUUGUAUUCAGGUAAUAUAAGCCGGGAGAAUUGUGUUGUGAGAAGCUCACUGAUUGGCUUAGUGUGCGGUGUUUUAUAUCCCAGUGCUUUGGCUUUUUCUAAAAAUGGACGUCUGGCAGUCAAAUAUCAUACUGUUCCACUUCCACCAAAAGGACGGGUUUUACUCCAUUGGCUGCUGCUUUGUCAAACGGAGGUGAAAGCAAUGGCAAUUCCUCUUGUCUUUCAAAUGAUCAUUGGAAGCUUUACUGGUCUGCAGCAUUAUGCAGUAUUUGAAAGUACUCUGGAGAAGACUGUGCUUGAAGAAUGA